Messenger RNA from Sphaerulina musiva SO2202, 405 nucleotides. RefSeq lists its product as uncharacterized. The transcript has a single exon. Bases 1 to 405 code for a protein of 134 amino acids. Lineage: Eukaryota; Fungi; Ascomycota; Dothideomycetes; Mycosphaerellales; Mycosphaerellaceae. The record is from RefSeq and is a predicted model, not a curated record.
AUGACAUUCCAAUUCUGGCCCACCGAACACGCCAUACACACCGAUCAAGCUGCCACCAGUAUCAUUCCGUGGGCACUGGUUCCUAUGCGAACGCCCAACGUGUACGAAUGUGCCUUCUCCGUAGAAUUCACCCUUUCAUCGUCAUAUUCCACGAACAGCGGUGACUCUGCCUACGGCAGUAGUUGGGACCACGAAGAUGCAUCGCUGGCACGUUCUGAUUCAAUGUUCGUGGAUGAAACCUCCAGGGGUUGGGUCAAAAGCUCGAUUCAUCUGUUCCUUCCACACCUCUCCACUGUUCGCGGCAUGCAACAGGCGCUACCGAUACCUAGGUCGACCACGGCACGGCUUGCAGCAAUUGCUUCCCAUGGGUAUAGCGGACAACCUAUCUCAAGAAAGCACCCCUAA